Messenger RNA from Quercus lobata, 1203 nucleotides. Its product is annotated as inositol oxygenase 1-like. Gene Ontology annotation, molecular function: iron ion binding; inositol oxygenase activity. NCBI's taxonomy places the organism in Eukaryota, Viridiplantae, Streptophyta, Magnoliopsida, Fagales, Fagaceae. The record is from RefSeq and is a predicted model, not a curated record. Bases 1 to 915 code for a protein of 304 amino acids. Gene Ontology annotation, cellular component: cytoplasm. The transcript has 11 exons. Gene Ontology annotation, biological process: inositol catabolic process.
AUGACUAUUCUCAUUGAGCAGCCUGAAUUUGGAGUUGAAGCUGAGGAAACGAAGGUCCCUGUUGAUGAAAAAGAAUUGGUGUUGGAUGGUGGAUUUGUUGUUCCACAGAUCAAUUCAUUUGGCCACACCUUUAGGGACUAUGAUGCUGAAAGUGAGAGACGGCAGGGCGUGGAGAACUUCUACCAUACCAAUCACAUUCACCAGACUUAUGACUUUGUUAAGAAGAUGAGAGAACAGUAUGGAAAAUUGGACAGGGUGGAGAUGAGCAUAUGGGAAUGUUGUGAACUUCUUAAUGAAGUUGUUGACGAGAGUGACCCGGACUUGGACGAGCCCCAAAUUGAGCAUUUGUUGCAAACCGCUGAAGCCAUUAGAAGGGACUAUCCUGAUGAAGAUUGGCUACACCUCACUGGCCUUAUCCAUGAUCUUGGAAAGGUGCUUCUUCUUCCUAGCUUUGGGGAACUUCCACAAUGGGCUGUUGUUGGGGACACAUUCCCAGUCGGCUGUGCUUAUGAUGAAUCAAUUGUCCAUCACAAGUAUUUCAAGGAAAAUCCAGACCACUACAAUCCUGCUUACAAUACUAAAUAUGGAGUUUACUCUGAGGGAUGUGGACUCAACAAUGUAAUGAUGUCAUGGGGACACGAUGACUACAUGUAUUUGGUGGCCAAGGAAAAUAAGACCACUCUACCUUCAGCAGGUCUUUUCGUCAUCAGAUACCACUCAUUCUAUGCCUUACAUAGAUCGGGGGCAUAUAAGCACUUAAUGAAUGAGGAGGAUGUUGAGAAUCUGAAAUGGCUUCAAAUAUUCAACAAAUAUGACCUCUAUAGCAAGAGCAAAGUUCGAAUUGAUGUUGAGAAGGUCAAGCCAUACUAUAUCUCUCUGAUUGAAAAGUACUUCCCUGUGAAGCUAAAAUGGUGAAAAGUUGAGAGCUUUGAAGUUUGAUGAGUCGAUGCAUGACAGUGAUUUGCUUCUAGCUAGCGAUUGAAGAAGAGAUGAUCUUACUUUUUGAGAUGAUGUAUAUUUCCUAUGUUUGGUAAUUAAUAUGUUGUAUUAAUAAAAGGCAAUAGUUGUGCUCUGUGCAGUUCUACUUUUUUACCUUAUAAUAAUCUUUUUUUGAUAAUAUUGUGCAGUUCUACUUUUAUUGCCCUUUAAUAAUCUCUGUUGACAAUAUUGUAUUAAUAAAUGCGCAUAAAAAUUUUCUUGUCU